This is a messenger RNA of Ruditapes philippinarum (Manila clam), 1707 nucleotides long. Its product is annotated as zinc finger MYM-type protein 1-like. Gene Ontology annotation, molecular function: protein dimerization activity. The coding region runs from base 1 to 1707 and encodes 568 amino acids. The transcript has 3 exons. NCBI's taxonomy places the organism in Eukaryota, Metazoa, Mollusca, Bivalvia, Venerida, Veneridae. The record is from RefSeq and is a predicted model, not a curated record.
AUGGCAGAUAAUUUUGUUGAUAUUCUAAGUGGAAAGAAGGAAUCUAUAAUAUGCAAGUUGUCAUCUACAGCGAAGGAGACAGUGCAGCAUAAUAGGCACAUACUAGCCAAGAUUAUUCAAGUUGUGCUGUUGCUAGGGAAACAAAACAUACCUUUUAGGGGUCAUACUGAAGAACGGAGUAAUUUUAUGGCAGUGUUGCAGUCUCAUGCACAAACUGACCCUCUACUGGCAAACCACCUUCAGCAUGGAAAAGAUAACGCACGAUACACGUCCCCCGAGAUUCAGAAUAAGCUGAUAAGCCUCUGUGCUGAUCAAGUAAGGCAGCAGAUAAUUUCUGAAUGCAGAAAAUCUGAUUUUUUUGCCGUGAUGGCUGACGAAGCUACUGACUGUUCAACAAAGGAACAGUUAUCGAUAUGCGUGCGUUAUGUUGUUCAUAACGGUGAACAGUAUCAACUCUUUGAAAAGUUUAUCGGUUUUGUCACCUGCAGUUCUAUUAAAGGUGUACACCUGGCAAACGAAAUUUUAGACCAUUUGCAAGGCUGUGGACUUGACAUUUUAAAGUUACGUGGUCAGUGUUAUGACGGAGCAGGAAAUAUGGCCGGAAAAUACAACGGUGUUCAAGCGUUAGUGCGUGAGCGCGUACCCCUUGCUAGUUACGUGCACUGUAAAUCACACUGCCUUAACUUGUCAGUAGUACACACAUGCAAGCUUCAAUGUGUUAGAACUAUGAUGAAAACAGUGCAAGAUAUCGGGUUUGCAUUUUCUUACUCAGGGAAGCGUUUGGAGGCUUUUGUUACAGAGUUGUCCGAAGACCCCGUCACACGUGCUCAAUUAGAAGGUCGACAGAAGCUCAAGACCCUCUGUGAAACGAGAUGGAUGAGCCAUGCAGAUGCAUUGACAACUUUCAAACAGGCAUUUUCAGUUGUCGUUCACGCCCUGGAAUCUCUUGAGGCUGACAAUGACGAUAAGGCUGGGGAGCACGUGCGUGCUAUACUGCGAUUUGAUUUCAUCAUUACUCUUGUUACCUGCGAACACGUCCUCAAUAUCCUUGUUGGACUGACUGGAAUACUUCAAGAGGUGAGCAUGGAUUUGUUAGAGGCUGUACGUGAAGCCGGUGUUGUGGUAGACAUUCUACGUGCAGAACGACAGGACGAUGCGGUGUUUGAUGCAAUUUACCAGACAGCCGUGGACAUAGCUGCUGAAUUUCAGAUUGAUGCAAGUGUACCGCGUCAAGCCGCCAGACAGCGCCAUAGAGCCAAUUAUCAGAUUGGGGAUCCAAAGGAAUACUGGCGAGUAUCUUUAUUCAACGUUUUCGUUGACCAUCUUGCUGAGGAAAUUAGUACCCGGGUGAUGAGCAAUCAUGAUCGUUUUUGUGCACAAAUGCUCAUGCCCUCAAAGAUCAGGAACCUGAAUGAUGAACAUGUAGAUUCUAUAUUCACAAGCUACAGCCAGGAUAUGAAUAUAUCGAAAGAAGUGUUUCAGGGUGAAAUUCGACGCUGGAGGGCGCGGUGGAGUCAAGAUGACGGCAGACCAAGGCCAUCAACUCUUCUGUCUCUACUUGACAGCACUCCUAAGGCCGCAUAUCCUGGUAUUCACAAAGCGUUGUCAGUAUUGCUAACAAUGCCGGCUACGUCUGCGUCCUGUGAACGCUCAUUCAGUUCUAUGCGCCGUAUCAAAUCUUACAUGAGAAGCACGAAUGACGGGUGA